AUGGUCAGGUCAUACAGCAAGUAUGAGCAGAGCGACGCUUUUGGAGUUGUCGCAACUGCCACCUCCAACCUUGUCUGGGCCCCCGAAGUCACGCAACCCGGAACCAAAUCCUCCGGAGCAGGACGCGCAUACGCCGCCGCAAACGAGGAAGUUCUCUGCUGGGAUGUCAAGAAGGGCGAGCUCCUAAGUAGAUGGCGUGACGCCAGCUGUACCGAGGAAGUUACAGUCAUCUGCAGGAGUGAGAUCGACCCAGAUGUAUUCGCCGUAGGAUACGCAGACGGAAGCAUACGGAUUUGGGAUGGGAGAACGUCGACCGCCAUCAUCAGCUUCAACGGACACAAGUCGGCCGUCACUACGCUAGCCUUUGAUCAAAGUGGAGUGCGACUUGCAAGUGGCGCAAAAGAUACAGACAUUGUGGUAUGGGAUCUCGUUUCUGAAACCGGCCUUUUCAAGCUUCGAGGCCACAAAGGGCAGAUCACUGGCCUGCAAUUCAUCCAUCCGAGUGCAGCCGCACAGGAAGACGAGGAAGAUGCGGAGAUGGACACAGAUCAGGCUUUCCUUUUGUCGACGAGCAAGGAUGCUCUGAUCAAGAUCUGGGACAUCAGCACACAGCACUGUAUCGAGACACACAUUGCGCAAACAAAUGGGGAAUGCUGGGCUCUGGGCGUAUCGCCAGAUGGUAGUGGCUGCAUCACAGCAGGGAACGAUGGUGAGCUCAAGGUAUGGGCUAUAGACCUAUCUGGUUUACGACAAGCCGGAUCGGCUGUUGGCGAAUCUACCGAACAACGCUAUCUUACCGCAAGAGGCACCCUAUAUCGAUCUGGGAAGGACCGAACACAGGGCAUCUCGUUCCACCCGAAGUCAAAUUAUGUUGCAGUACAUGGCGCAGAAAAGGCUGUUGAGAUCUGGCGGAUACGAACAGAGGAGGAGGUGCGAAAAAGCUUAAUUAGGAAGAGGAAGAGAAGACGCGAGAAGGGCAAGACUGAACCAAGCGGAGAGACACAAGAGGAAGCGGCAGAAGACAAGAUUGAUGUCGCAGACGCCGAGAUUGGUGAUGUGAUUACCUCAUACGUCACCAUACGGACGCCAGGAAAAGUUCGGUCUGUCGCGUGGAUGAAGACUAGGGCGUCAAAGAAGAUGCAACUCCUGAUCGGUACAAACAACAACCUCAUCGAUGUAUAUGACAUUCCAACAAAGAGCAAAUCGAAGACUGACGAGGUACCGGACUACACCCGUACACUAUCUGUCGAGCUUGCAGGCCACAGGAACGACGUGCGAGCGUUGGCGCUCAGCUCUGACGAUCGCAUGUUGGCAUCGGCCUCAAGCGGUGGACUCAAGAUUUGGAACAUCAAGACACAGAACUGCCUGCGUACACUAGAGUGUGGCUACGCACUUUGCUGUGCGUUCUUGCCCGGUGACAAGAUCGUAGUUGUGGGCACGAAAGAAGGCCACCUUGAGCUGUACGACAUCGCAGCCUCGUCUCCACUCGACAAGAUAGAGGCGCACGAAGGCGCUGUCUGGACCCUGCAGGUCCACCCUGAUGGCAAGUCGCUCAUCUCUGGUAGCGCAGACAAAUCGGUCAAAUUCUGGAACUUCGAAAUCGUUCAGGAAGAGAUCCCUGGCACGAAGCGCACCAUGCCUCGUCUCAAGCUUGCCCAGUCGCGCAUUCUGAAACUCAACGACGAUGUUUUGAGCCUUCAAUUCUCGCCUGACUCCAGGCUACUGGCUGUGGCGACUCUCGACAACACUGUCAAGGUCUUCUUCGUCGAUUCACUCAAGCUUUUCCUGAACUUGUACGGCCACAAGCUACCAGUACUCAACAUGUCGAUAUCAAGUGACAGUAAGCUGAUCGCAACAUGUUCGGCUGAUAAGAACGUCCGUAUCUGGGGUCUGGAUUUUGGUGACUGCCACAAGGCCCUCUUCGGUCACGAGGACAGCAUCAUGCAAAUUUCCUUCAUCCCACACCCUGUUGAUGGCGACGAGAAGCACAUCUUCUUUAGCGCCAGUAAAGACAGAACAAUCAAGAGCUGGGAUGGCGACAAGUUCCAGCAGAUCCAGAAGUUCCGCGGCCACCAUGGCGAGGUCUGGGCUAUGACACUGGCUCGUACCGGCGACUUCAUCGUCACCGCCUCUCACGACAAGAGUAUCCGCAUUUGGACCAAAUCCGACGAACCAAUCUUCCUCGAAGAAGAGCGUGAGCGUGAACUCGAAGAGCUCUACGAGAACACUCUCGCCCACUCCCUCGAAGACGAAGAGCCCCUCACCGGCGAACGCGCCGAAGCGGUAGAUGCGUCCAAACAGACAAUUAGCUCCCUCACAGCCGGCGAGCGCAUCCAAGAAGCCCUGGACCUCGGCCUUGCGGACUUGGAAGUUGUCCAGCAGUGGGAAGUGCAGAGACGAGCGAACCCCAAGAUCGCACCACCGCAGCGUAACCCUCUGUUCAUGGCGCUGGGCAACAUCUCAGCAGAGCGUCACGUCCUCAACACCAUGGCCAAGAUCCCUGCCGCACAGCUCCACGACGCGCUUCUUGUGCUACCGUUUUCCUCGCUUCCUGCCCUCUUCACUUUCCUGAGCAUCUGGGUUCAAAAACAGUGGAAUGUCACUCUCACUUGCCGUGUUUUGUUCUUCAUGCUUAAGACGCACCAGAAGCAGGUCGUGGCGUCUCGGGAGCUGAAGGCGGUACUUGAGGAUAUGAGGAGUGAUCUGAGGCGGAGCUUAAGUGGGAACAAGGACCUGAUUGGAUUCAACGUUGCGGCGCUUAGGUUCGUAGGGGAAAGGGUUGACGAAGCUAGGGUGGUGAGAUUGGAGGACGUGGAGAGGGUUGAGGAGGAAGGAAAGCAGAGGAAGAAGAGAGGGUUUGUAGAUGUCGCGUAA
Messenger RNA from Ascochyta rabiei, 2874 nucleotides. Its product is annotated as beta transducin. The transcript is spliced from 2 exons. Gene Ontology annotation, cellular component: small-subunit processome; Pwp2p-containing subcomplex of 90S preribosome. The record is from RefSeq and is a predicted model, not a curated record. Gene Ontology annotation, molecular function: snoRNA binding; protein binding. Bases 1 to 2874 code for a protein of 957 amino acids. Gene Ontology annotation, biological process: maturation of SSU-rRNA. Lineage: Eukaryota; Fungi; Ascomycota; Dothideomycetes; Pleosporales; Didymellaceae.